Mugil cephalus (flathead mullet) is the source of this 3334-nucleotide messenger RNA. RefSeq names its product STE20 related adaptor beta (gene stradb). The coding region runs from base 880 to 1953 and encodes 357 amino acids. Gene Ontology annotation, molecular function: protein kinase activity; ATP binding; protein serine/threonine kinase activator activity. The record is from RefSeq and is a predicted model, not a curated record. Lineage: Eukaryota; Metazoa; Chordata; Actinopteri; Mugiliformes; Mugilidae. Gene Ontology annotation, biological process: protein phosphorylation. The transcript has 12 exons.
GUGACGUAUCUAUUAUGCGCCACUUAUCUGUGUCAAAUUAAAAGUCCCCCUCCGAAGAUUACAUUUACGCUUGGGGGUUAUUCUGCGGUUUGUUUUUGAAAGUAAUAGUUUCCCCGCAGCGCUUAUCGUUUACGUUUUUGACACGGAUCGGCCGAAUAUGAACAGUUUGGAGGCUGUGUCGCGCAGGAUAUCGGACUCUCGUUCGUAUUUUUAACUUGUUUACGUCGAAGCGCCGGAGCUGCUGUCGAGGGGAGAAGGAAUCACCCACGUUUUUCACAUCCCGAUGCGAACGCCGCCGAGUCGCCUCUGGAUCAGCUGAUUGCAGCCAGGUGAGCUGCAGGCGGAUGGAUGAAAGCCCGUGGCUGGUCGGAUGCUGGAUGCUGGAUGCUUUCUAGUCUAGCGGGGGAUCCUCCGUGCGUCUCGUAUUACAACGCAUCGCAACGCAGUCCUCCCUCCUCUGCCUCCAUCGCGACCGGUCCCCUGCGCGCCCGUGAGCGGAUGAAUGCCUGUAAAGUCUGUGAUCUCACAGUCGCCAAAGGGACUCCAUGUCUUUCUUGGACUGUUCCUGCAUUUCCCACACUCAGGUCCAGCCCAUGGACAUAGAGGAACCCUAUGAGGACAUCAGCCACCAGUUCCUGGUCAGUAGCCGAGACGCUGUCAGCAUGCAGACAGGUGUCACACUGAUGCUCUUCCCUCAUAUCAUCACUCUUCAUGUAUGUGGAGCUCCUCAAGACUUGACUUAAAAGUUGUGACGGCUCCGAGUACACCCUGCAAGGCCCGGCGGGCGGCGAUGACGUCACUGGGCUGUCGGCCGAGCCGGCCCACUACCAGCUGCUGUGCGAGCUGGGGAGGGGCUUCAACAACCUGAGCAAGGUGAACAUGGCGCGCCACAUCCCCACCGGGCAGCUGGUGGCCGUCAAGCAAACCAACCUGGACGAGUGCACGGAGGAGGAGCUGCUGCAGCUCAUGAACGAGGUUCUGAGGUCCCGGCUCUUCCGUCACCCCAACCUGCUCACGUCCCGCCUGGUCUUCAGCCCCUGCUGCCAGCUGUGGGUCCUGACACCACUCAUGGCUUAUGGCUCUGCGGACACCUUACUGAGGACAUAUUUUCCAGAUGGAAUGAGUGAAUCCCUGAUCGCGUACCUGCUGUAUGGCGUGCUGAAAGCAUUGGAAUACCUGCACCGCAUGGGCUACGUCCACCGGGGCGUGAAGGCCAGUCACAUCUUGCUGUCGGGAGAGGGGCGUGUCUACCUCUCGGGGCUGCACAGUGUUUACAGCAUGAUGCGCGAGGGGAAGAGGGUGAGGGCCGUGUUCGACAUGCCUCACCACAGCCCCGCGCUGCUGCCCUGGCUCAGCCCGGAGCUGCUGCGACAGGACCUGCACGGCUACGGAGUGAAGUCAGACAUCUACAGUCUGGGAAUCGUGGCCUGCGAGCUGGUCAGUGGAAGGGUGCCUUUCCAGGACAUGCCUCCCACUCAGAUGCUCCUCCAGAAGCUUCGCGGCUCCCACUGCUGCCUGCUGGACGUGGCACCCUUCCCCCUGGGCGAGCUGGGGGGGCUGAAGGUGUCGCGGUCCGGCGUGGACUCCGGCAUCGGGGAGAGCGUGGCCACGGGAAGCCUGACGCACAGCGCCACCGCGCCGCCCACCGACCGGCCGCAGAGCCCCGCCCCCAAAAACCACUCGGCCACACUGCACAACCUGGUCCAGCUGUGUCUGCAGCAGCAGCCUGAGCGCAGGCCGUCUGCAUCCGAGCUGCUGACCCACGCCUUCUUCAAGCAGGUGAAGAGGCACACCAGAGACUCCUUCCUCAGUCUCAUGUACCCAGCAGUACCCCUCACCAGCCCCGAGGACCCUCCAGUGUCCAGCCCCCCGGCCCCCUCCUCCUGCCACGCCCCACCACCACCACCACCCUCCACCCCGGACACCACAGAAGCAGUGUGGGACUUCUCCUAACCCCCCUUCCACAAAACCCCCGACUAGCAAACCAAACACGAGACAAUCAAAGAAAAGCAAUGAGGCCAAAUCCUACUGUGCUUUUAUUUUUAUUUUAUAUCACCAUUAACCCCCGACUCUCUGAGCCUUUUUAAAAACAGUUUUGUAGUUGUUGUUUUUUUUGUCAUGUUUGUCUGAUAUAUAAUGGGAUUUUUGAGUCAGGUGACUGUGAAAGUGCUGGAAUCGAAGAAGCUGCUCCACUCGUACACGGAUCCAUACUAAUAAUAACGGACUGGAUACGAGUGGUAGGACAUAACACUAAUAAUCAAACACUUCCUCUUUAAGUCGCAACUUAAAGGAAAAAAAAAUAAAUCACCCUGGAAAUACGACGGUAUGUCUGGUAACUUCCAUUCAUACCAGUCACAUUCAGUUCAGGGUGGUGACUAUAGUAGCUGCUUUUAUGCUGCAAUGCCACUAACUGUACCUGAAAUAAGGAAGUGAAUACACCGAGAAGUUGUAUCUUAAUAGGUACUAAAAAAAAAAAAAAAAGUGAAGUAAGAGAGUACAUGAAGGUGGAUUUUAUCUUUUUAACCUGCUAUUACGCGUUCAGACUGUGAAUAACGAAUACUGAGAUACAUAAAAGGUCAUAUGUGCAGUUUUUCAAAUUAAGAGCUUAGUAUUUUCUUUGGCGUCUUCAGUGAGAAAAUAUGCUCUUUAUAACUCCUAUAACUCGUUUAUCAGUAUUGAGGUAACUCGGAACGAGUUGUCUUUGAAUGCAUCGGUACACUACAAAGUGGAGGAACGGUCAAAAUAAAAUAUGACUCCUUUUUAACGGCGACUUUUGCCAAAAUUUAAACAAAUACUGUAUAGGCUGUAAAUGCUAACUACCUGACUCCAUGGCAGCUUUAUACUAUAAUUAGACUUGAUUUUUUUUUGUACCACACUAUCCCUGUACAACGACGUUCAUUAAUCUACCCGUAAUCACCUGUAAAUAUGUCUCUGCUGUAUGUUUGAACAAGUAUGAACACAGUGUUCAUGUGUAGGAAUUUUAAAACUUGCCAUCGUGCCCGAGGGACAAACUGUGCAGUGAGCAAUAGACUAUAUCUCCAUGUAGCGGUUAGAAAAUAGAGGAAAAUCUUUCCCCGUCCUGGUCAUCGGUGACUCUCCAAGAGAGUGUUUCUACUGUGCCCCCCUGUGCCCACCUAUCCAGCAAUGCCUUUAUGUUUGAAUGAAACCUGCAUUCAGAAUAUGACGAUAUCUCUGUAACUGUGAUUACGUGUACUUUGUGUGAGAACUGUGACUUGCAGUACAUAUCAAACAUGAUAGCUGUGUGAGCCUUAUAUAUAAAUAUAUACACACAUAUUAUAAAUGAUAUGAUACAAAACUGGAUUUCCAAACUUCC